Molecule: messenger RNA, 1128 nt
Organism: Cladophialophora bantiana CBS 173.52
Lineage: Eukaryota; Fungi; Ascomycota; Eurotiomycetes; Chaetothyriales; Herpotrichiellaceae
Exons: 3
Coding region: 1-1128 (375 amino acids)
Source: RefSeq, a predicted model, not a curated record
AUGUUAGCUACUACGGAUGCGCUUCCAUCGGUGCGCCAACAUGCGCAGACCACGAUCAUCGAACUCUUUGAAUUCCUAAGGGCUCAAGGAGAUACGGAUUACAUGGGAGAACGAGUGUCGCAAUUACAACAUUCUCUGCAAGCAGCGCAGUUGGCAUACAACUCAAGCGCGGACAACGACACCAUCUUGGCUGCUUUGCUUCAUGAUGUUGGAAGGUUUAUUCCCGUAGCGUCAGAAAUGCCCGCUCUCAUCGCCCCAGAUGGUCAGCAUGUCGGUAUAGCCGACCAUGAAGUGCUGGGGGAAAGGUACUUGAGGCAAAUUGGGUUCAGCGAGAAGAUUUGCCAGCUUGUCGGCGCUCAUGUCAUGGCCAAAAGAUUCCUCACGGCAGUGGAUAAGAAUUAUUACGAUAGCUUAAGCCCAUUAAGCAAGAAAUCGCUCAAAUUUCAGGGUGGUACAUUCACCAAUGCACAGGCGGAAGAGGCAGAAAAAGAUCCUUAUAUCAAGGAGAAAGUAGCCGUUCGACGAUGGGACGACAUGGCCAAGGAUCCCACAAUGAAGACGUUGCCGUUGGAGUACUUUCGGCCAAUAGCCACUGAGAGUCUGAUCCGAUCCAGAGCGGCGAUAGUAUCCCGGGGAAGAAGCUAUUUCCUUCCUACAAAGGCAGCGGCACUCAUUGUUGUCCAUGGUCCUGCUACCGCCAAAUACAAAACACACGAGCAGGAAGAUGCCCUUAGCGGGUCGGCCAAUCAGCAAGUCUCAGCAUUACUCGACCAAUUCUCAAUUCGUGGUGUUCGUGUCGCAACACUGACAAAUAGGGAGAAAAGGUUCGACGUUCCAACCGAAACACUUGCAACCAUGAACCUAUGCGAUGGACCACUGCAUCUUCUUGACCGUGGUGUCGAGCUGCUCGAGAAGGAUCUGGCAGACGUGAUAUACGUCACGGUGUCCGCAUUGAGCGAAGUCAGGUUCGAGGAAUUUAUGUGCGAUGUGGCUUCUGAAGCAAAGAAAAUGGAGGAUCUGGGUGCCAAGGUGGUGAUCGGUAUCCGAGGCUGCCCCAGUCUCAAGGAUGAAGGCAAAGCAAUCCGGUUGACGAGCGACUUUGAAGUAUUGGCCUCAGCAUUUUCGUAA